AUGAAGUUCACUUCGGUUCUAUCCCUGCUUGUCGCCGUCGCCUCCGCGGUGCCCACGCCCACAGUUGAAGAGACCGAGCACGUCCAUAUCGAGAAGCGCGCCACCAUCUCUGAGGCUGCUACACUGGGGUACGCUUCCACCAACGGCGGUACCACUGGUGGUGCCGGCGGUACCGUCACCACCGUCUCCACUCUUCCUCAGUUCACUGCUGCCGUGAACGAGAAGGACGCAACCCCGAGGAUUGUUGUUGUGAAGGGAAUCAUCUCUGGCAGCGCGAACAUUCGCAUUGGCAGCAACAAAUCCGUCAUCGGCCUUCCCGGCGCCGGCUUUGACGGCAUUGGGCUGUACGCUCGUCGCCAAAAGAACAUCAUUCUGCGUAACAUUAUCUCUCGCAACGUUCUCGGCAGUGUUGGCGAUGGUUUCAGGAUCGACGAAACCACCAACGUCUGGGUCGAUCACUGCGAAUUCUACUCCAAGCUUAUCGCUGACAAGGACUACUACGACGGUCUUGUUGACCUCACCCACGCCGCCGACUUUGUGACUAUUUCCUACACUUACUUCCAUGACCAUUGGAAGACCUCCCUCGUCGGCCACAGCGAGAACAACGGCGCCAAGGACUCAGGCCAUCUCCGCGUCACCUAUGCUCACAACUACUGGGCCAACUGCGGCUCUCGCGGCCCCUCGCUGCGCUUCGGUACUGGCCACAUUUACAACUCAUACUACCUCAACAUGAACUCGGCCAUCAACACCCGACAGAACGCUCAGGUCCUCAUUCAGAGCAACGCCUUCAAGAACGUCACCGUUCCCAUCACGACACAAGACUCUGACAUUGUCGGCUACGCCAACGCUUUCGACAACGAUCUUGGCGGUGCCCCCAACACGGCUCCCGUUGGCAAGCUGACCGCCAGCUCGCCUCCCUAUGCCUACAGCCUCCUUGGAUCCUCCAAGGUUGCUGCCACCGUGCCUGGCCAGGCUGGAGCUCGUCUUACGUUCUAA
Messenger RNA from Verticillium nonalfalfae, 996 nucleotides. RefSeq lists its product as uncharacterized. The coding region runs from base 1 to 996 and encodes 331 amino acids. The record is from RefSeq and is a predicted model, not a curated record. Gene Ontology annotation, molecular function: pectate lyase activity. Lineage: Eukaryota; Fungi; Ascomycota; Sordariomycetes; Glomerellales; Plectosphaerellaceae. The transcript has 5 exons.